Molecule: messenger RNA, 2218 nt
Organism: Rhodamnia argentea
Lineage: Eukaryota; Viridiplantae; Streptophyta; Magnoliopsida; Myrtales; Myrtaceae
Product: calcium-dependent protein kinase 28
Exons: 13
Coding region: 169-1863 (564 amino acids)
Biological process (GO): peptidyl-serine phosphorylation; intracellular signal transduction; protein autophosphorylation
Cellular component (GO): cytoplasm; nucleus
Molecular function (GO): ATP binding; calcium/calmodulin-dependent protein kinase activity; calcium ion binding
Source: RefSeq, a predicted model, not a curated record
CUCCCUCUCGAGAGCCUUCCUUCCUUCUUCCUCCUCUCUGCUACCAACUUUCCCUCCUCGCAAUCCGCUGCUUCCUAUUUGCGUAUAUUAUUUCGGAAUCCGCCAUUGCUUUUGAUCUGUCAGGGCUUUUAAGACAUCGAACAAAACCCAAGGCCUCGCGGCACGAGCAUGGGAAUUUGCGUCUCCACCACCAAAGUCAGCGGCUCCGGCUCCGGCUCCGGCGCCGGCGCCAACGCCGGGUCCGGCGGGCCGAAGGCCGCGGCGGCUCGGCAGGGAUCGGCGCGCCGGGACGCGGAUCGGCGGCGUGAGCGGGAUCAGGGCAAGGCGGGCGAGGCGGAUACGAAGCCGACGGACGGUCGGCAGCUGAAGAGCAACAAGAGGAAGCAGAGCGGCGCGGUCCCUUGCGGGAAGCGCACGGACUUCGGGUACGCCAAGGACUUCGACGAGCGGUACUCGCUGGGGAAGUUGCUCGGGCAUGGCCAGUUCGGUUACACGUACGUCGCGAUUGACAGGGCCAAUGGCGAUCGAGUCGCGGUUAAGAGGAUUGAGAAGAAUAAGAUGGUGCUUCCCAUUGCGGUUGAAGAUGUCAAACGAGAGGUCAAGAUUUUGAGAGCCUUAACAGGCCAUGAGAAUGUCGUUCAAUUUUAUGAUGCAUUUGAGGACGACUCUUAUGUUUACAUAGCCAUGGAGUACUGCGAAGGUGGUGAGUUGUUGGACAGGAUACUAGCCAAGAAGGAUAGCCGCUACACUGAGAAAGAUGCAGCAGUUGUUGUGAGGCAGAUGCUCAAGGUUGCAGCAGAGUGUCAUUUGCAUGGUUUGGUGCACCGUGACAUGAAGCCAGAGAACUUUCUCUUUAAAUCAACCAAAGAGGAUUCUCCCUUGAAGGCUACAGAUUUUGGUUUGUCUGACUUCAUAAAACCUGGGAAAAGGUUUCAAGAUAUUGUUGGCAGUGCCUAUUAUGUAGCUCCUGAAGUUUUGAAACGCAAGUCAGGCCCAGAAUCGGACGUAUGGAGUAUUGGUGUUAUUACCUAUAUACUACUCUGUGGGAGGCGUCCUUUCUGGGAUAAAACUGAAGAUGGUAUUUUCAAGGAGGUUUUAAAGAAGAAACCUGAUUUCAAUCGCAAACCAUGGCCAACAAUAAGCAACAGUGCUAAAGAUUUUGUGAAGAAGCUACUGGUGAAGGAUCCCAGGGCAAGACUUACUGCUGCUCAAGCCCUCUCACAUCCAUGGGUCAGAGAAGGAGGAAGUGCAUCAGAUAUCCCUAUCGAUAUAUCUGUUUUGAACAAUAUAAGACAAUUUGUGAAGUACAGUCGACUGAAACAAUUUGCUUUACGGGCACUGGCAAGCACGCUUGAUGAAGAGGAACUUGCUGACCUCAAGGAUCAAUUUGCUGCAAUUGAUGUAGAUAAAAAUGGUUCUAUUAGUCUUGAAGAAAUGAGACAGGCCCUUGCUCAGGAUCUUCCCUGGAAGUUGAAGGAAUCACGUGUCUUAGAGAUUCUUCAAGCGAUCGAUAGCAACACGGAUGGGCUAGUGGAUUUUACUGAGUUCGUUGCAGCAACUCUUCAUGUGCAUCAAAUGGAGGAACAUGACUCAGAGAAGUGGCAGCUGCGGUCACAGGCUGCUUUUGAGAAAUUUGACAUCGAUCGAGAUGGUUAUAUUACCCCAGAAGAACUUAGACUGCAGACAGGUUUGAAAGGCUCCCUCGAUCCUCUACUAGAGGAAGCCGACAUCGACAAAGAUGGGAAAAUAAGUUUAUCAGAGUUCAGAAGGCUGUUAAGAACUGCAAGCAUGGGCUCUCGAAACUUGCCGAGCCCAUCUGGUUAUCGGAAUUCAAGGAAGUGGAAAGCCCUCUACAAAAGUUAAGACACCGGGUUAAGGGACUUUGCAGUGCGCCCAGAUUUAGCCGAGAGGAAGUGUUUGGAGAGACCGCUGGCUGUGUUCGAUAACUUGGUAAGAGGGAAGGGCUACGUCUUGUAAUGAGUGUGGGAUGUGUAGGUUGUGACUGUAGGCCUAUUCAAUUCCAGAAUGUGCAAUGCUUUUUUACUUUGUAAGGCCUUCUCUUUUCCCAAUUUUAUUCGCUCCGCAAAUAAUGGAAGUGUGGACAUUUUAAGUCUCUCUCAGAGAUAGGCAAUGCGCCUGCUUCGUCUGUGAAUGAUUUAGAGAUGCAUGCUGAACAACUAUUAAGGAAAAUAAGUUGAUCGCUUUUUGGUUAAGGCUA